Molecule: messenger RNA, 4359 nt
Organism: Clupea harengus (Atlantic herring)
Lineage: Eukaryota; Metazoa; Chordata; Actinopteri; Clupeiformes; Clupeidae
Product: NACHT, LRR and PYD domains-containing protein 12-like
Exons: 12
Coding region: 1-3441 (1146 amino acids)
Molecular function (GO): protein binding
Source: RefSeq, a predicted model, not a curated record
AUGGGACCAGGCCAAAUUGCAUCGGGAAAGCUGGAGAAGGCCGACACAGAUGACACUGUGGACUUGAUGGUGCAGGUGUACAGCACGGGAGCUGGGGACGCCAUGUUGACCAUCUUGAAGAAGAUGAACAACAACCAGUUGGCCAUGGACUUGGAGAGAUAUCUGGAAGAAUUGGGAGGCCAGCAGUGUUCCCCAGGUCUGGCCGGAGUGGGUGGAGGGGUCAACGUGAAUGCCACUGCUCACUCUGAAGGGAUGGUGAAUGCCUCAGCCGUGACUGGCUGCACCAUCAGAGGCCCUGUCACAUUCAACUUUGGACAAAGCCCCAUGCCACAGCAAGAAGGGGAUCUGGGGAGAGUGGAUGGUGGGGUCCAAUUAGACAUCCCUGCUGACUCUGGAGGGCCAAAACAAGGAGGGGAUGACAAUGCAGCAGAGGAGGUUAAAAAGAAGAAAGCAUCACUAAAACAGAAGCUUCAGGAACAACUGAGACAAAGGUUUCCUGUCAUACAUCAAGAGUCUGGAGAUUCCAGAGUAGAAGAUAUGUACAUUGAUCUUAACAUCGUAGAGGGCUUCCCAAGCGGUACACACGAAGUGGUAACAAUUAACACAAGACAGAUUGGGAGAGGACCAAGCUCUGAAGAUAAACAAGUCACGUUGGAUAAAAUGCUCACAGACAAGUUCACAAACGUUUUGACUUUGGGAAUUGCUGGUGUGGGAAAAACCGUUGCAGUGCAGAAGUUUGUCAUGGACUGGGCUGAGAAAAAAGCGAAUCAAGACAUGGAUUUUGUUUUUGUUCUUCUAUUUCGGGAGUUAAACUUAAGGAAAGAAAAAUGCUACAGCCUUUUUGAUCUUCUUGAGUUAUUCUACCCUGAUCUCAAAGAUUUGAAAAACUUCCCCCAAUUCAGUGGAUGCAAAAUUCUGUUUGUCUUUGAUGGUUUGGAUGAAAGCACACUCAAUUUUAAAGUCGAUUUAGAAGAGUGUAUCUCUGUGCCUGAAGAAAAAUCAUCUUUGAACAUUCUCAUAACAAGUCUCAUUAAGAGAAGGCUACUAUCCUCUGCACGCAUCUGGGUCACAACCAGACCAGCAGCAGCCAGUUUGAUCCCACGUGAGUGUUUCAACUUGGUGACAGAGGUGCGAGGAUUCAAUGAUUCCCAGAAAAAUGAGUUCUUUAAGAAAAACAUAAAGGAUGCAGAGAAGGCCAACAGAGUCAUUGAACAUGUCGACAACAAUAGGAGCCUUCAAAUCAUGUGUCACAUACCAGUAUUUUGUCAUAUUAUAGCCAGUGUGCAAGACGAAGUACUGGAAGAGGACUCCGCCAAAACUUUGACGGAAUUGUACACAUUGUACAAUGUCUCUCAGAUAAAAAGAAUGAAUGACAGAUUCCCGGACAAGAAGAUGAAUGCAAAGGAAAAAGGUCAGUUGCUUGUUAAACUUGGGAAACUGGCAUUCAAACAUCUGGAGAAAGGCACCCUGAUCUUCUAUAAGAAGGACUUGAAAGGGUGUCAAAUUGAUGUCAAGUGUGGAGCUUUGGAGUCUGGAGUGUGCACACAGAUCUUCAAAAUGGAAAGUGCCGCAACUGGAGAGAGCAUUUUCAGCUUUGUGCACCUCAGUGUACAGGAAUUCCUGGCUGCUCUUUAUGUUCUCCAUAAAGGUGUUCAUUGGGCAAAUCCCUUCCUCAAGACUUGGAGGGAGAGGUUCAACUGGCUGUUCACACACUCAAGGUUUGACCUUUACAGAUUUGCUCUGGAAAAGGCCCUGCAGAGCCAGAAUGGACAAUUUGAUCUUUUUGUGCGUUUUCUCAUCGGCCUGGCUCCAAUGUUGGAGCCUGAAAUCCGGUCCCCGCUGAAGGUGGUCCUUCCACAGUUAGCUAUCAGAGAAGUGUGCAUCGCGAAAACAGUUCAAUACAUCAAAGACAAGAUCAGGGAAGAUAUCUCACCAGAAAGGACUGUCAACCUCUUCCACUGUUUGAAUGAGCUAGGGGACAACUCACUGGUUGAGGAGAUCAACAGAUACAGAAACUCAGCAGAUGAGGCGAAAAAUCUGACUCCAGCCCAGUGUUCAGCUCUGGCUUACCUGCUGCUGAUGUCUUCUAAAGACUUGGAUGAGUUUGAUCUGAAGAAAUACCUGAAAUCAGAGGAAGGGCUCAACAGAAUGCUUCCUGUAGUGAAAGUCUCUGCGAGAGUUUGGCUAAAUCAGUGUCGACUCUCUAAAGCAAGCUGUCAAACGAUGGCAUCAGUGCUGCAAGGGAGACCUUCCCUUCUGAGAGAACUGGACAUGAGUGACAAUUACCUGCAGGAUGAAGGAAUGGAUCGGCUCUGUGUGGGACUUAGAGAUCCACAAUGCAAGAUGAAAACACUGAGGCUAAAUCGGUGUGACCUCUCCAAAGCAAGCUGUGAAAUGAUUGCAUUUACACUACAAAGGACAUCUUCCCAUCUGAAAGAACUGGCAAUCAGUGGAAAUAAACUGCAGGAUGAAGGAGUGGAGCUGCUCUGUGUGGGACUAAGAGAUCCACACUGCAAGAUGGAGACACUGAGGCUUGAUGACUGUGGACUCUCUAAAGCAAGCUGUAAAAUGAUGGCAUCAGUGCUGCAAGGGACAUCUUCCGAUCUCACGGAACUUGACAUGAGUGACAAUGAUCUGCAGGAUGAAGGAAUGGAGCUGCUCUGUGUGGGACUAAGAGAUCCACAAUGCAAAAUGAAGACACUUAGGCUGAGCCGUUGUCUUAUCACACACAAGGGCUGUUCUUUAUUGGCAUCUGCCCUCAAAUCAAACCCCUCUUACCUGAAACAGCUGGAUCUGAGCUACAAUCAUCCAGGAGAUUCAGGUGUCAGAGAGCUCACAGACUGUAAACUAGGAUCUUUCAAGUAUGACCAUGGAGGAGAGUGCAGGAGUAAACCAACAAGAAAAUAUGGCUGUGAGGUCACACUGGAUCCAGACACAGCACACAGAUCACUUUCCCUCUCUGAUGGGAACAGAAAGGUGACACGUGUGAGAAAGGAUCAGCCGUGUCCUGACCACCCAGAGAGAUUUGACUACUCGGAUCAGGUGAUGUGUAGAGAGGGUCUGUCUGGACGCUGCUACUGGGAGGCUGAGUGGAGUGGUAGUGAGGUUCAUAUAGCAGUGGCCUAUAAAAGCAUCAAGAGGAAAGGGAUGAGUGCUGACUGUGGGUUUGGACGCAAUGACAAGUCCUGGCGUCUGGAAUGCUGUGGUAACAGUUACUCGGCCGGGCACAAUAAUAAUAAGAGUGCCAUACGUACCCCCUCUUCCCGUUCCAGCAGAGUAGGAGUGUACCUGGACUGGCAAGCAGGCACUCUGUCCUUCUUCAGCGUCUCCUCUGACACACUCACCCUCCUGCACACAUUCCAAUCCACAUUCACUGAGCCCCUCUAUCCUGGGUUUUAUGUUAAUUUGGACUCCUCGGUGUCCCUGUGCCAGAUCACAUGACCUCCCGAUCCUGCAGGAUCACCAGAGUCUGCAGAAGAGUCACACACUCCUGUUCAAACACCACUGUGUCAUGCUGUGAUCAGAUUAUAGACAUUCCGUGUCUCACACCACUCUCCAAAAUACCCGUUUUGACAAGGAUGUCCAGAUCUUUCGAUUCACUGCCAGUCUUCAGGUGCUUCCAACCCAGCUUACUCUCUCCAUCUGGUACCCUGACUCUCAUUCUGUAUUCGCCAUGGACAAGAUCAGGUCAUAGAAUCCAUGUCCCAUAUACUGAAUGGCUGAUACUUCUAUAAAGAACUGUAUACCUCCAGACAUGAGAGGAUUGUGGACACUAUAUCUAACCAUCUAUCUGCCCUCCUACAGUGUCAACUCAUACCAAUUGUUUUGUUAAAUCAUAAAUGUUCUCUUUGUGCAAUGCAGACAUGUUUUCUGAUGCAAAUGCCAUCAGACACGAUAUUGUUAUAAUUGAUGAGAGCGAUAAGGAAGUGUUCAUCCUGGAAAUAGGCUGUUGUUUUGAUUCAUGCCUAGCAGAAGCCAGUGGAACCUCAGUCUCUUGUGCAGCAAAUCUCUGGUUCUGGUUGCAAAUGUCAAUUUCUUGUAUUCAUUUCUGGCAGUUUGGCUCAUGUGCAUAAGCUGGUUACUAGGGGUCUCAGGAUAGUUUGAUUUAAAAAAAAUGAAAGCAAAAGGGUUUGGGAAAGUGUUGGGAAAGUACUGUUCCAUGUCAUCCAUAAUUGGAGGUCGUCACAUUUGGAGGAUAAGGUGCUGUGUUUAGCCAUAAGAUGUGUUGUGCUGCUGUAUAAUUACUGCUGAUUGAGUCACAUGUUUGAAUCAUGGCUGAGCAAUUAAUGCAUCUGAUACAUUUGGGUCCUGAAGUGUAUUUGUUUUGAAUUGUGGACUCAAAUAAAGAAGUAAAUUGUG